Molecule: messenger RNA, 599 nt
Organism: Eimeria tenella
Lineage: Eukaryota; Apicomplexa; Conoidasida; Eucoccidiorida; Eimeriidae
Exons: 2
Source: RefSeq, a predicted model, not a curated record
CACCCUUCCAUGUCGCGUCUCUCGCCUUUGCUGCUGCGCCGCAGCGCGGGGCCCCCCCUGGGGGCCCCCGCACCCGCCUGCCUCCGCAGCAGCAGCAGCAGCAGCAGCAGCAGCAGCAGCAGCGUCUCGGGGGCAACCACAUCUACCUCGGGAGGUACCACGACUUCAACCAGUGGGAGUUUCUGCCGCACCCUUUGCUGCAGCAGCGGGGGAGUUUGCUGCCAGUGGGCAGCAGCUACGUGCCUUACUUGAGCCGCGCGCAGCUGCUGCAGCAGCAGCAGCAGCAGCAGCAGCAGCAGCAGCGGCUGCGGGGCAGCGGGCUGCACGGGCCCGAGUGCGGCGAGCUGCUGCGGCUGGCGCUGUGGAACCGGCUGAAGCAGCGGCGGAAGCAGCGGGAAGUGCCGCUGCAGCAGCAGCAGCAAGACUUCAACAAGUUGGAAGUUGCAUGCGUUUGGUUCACCUGGAGUUUGCUGCUGUUCUUCCUGCCGCUUGCUGCAGCAGCAAAACGCUUCGUGGUGCAGCACGAGCACUUCCCCUGGACCCCGGAGCGCACCGACGGCAGCAGGGGCGAGGGCCCCUUCUGGUGGUUCCUCGAGUAG